Messenger RNA from Contarinia nasturtii (swede midge), 1226 nucleotides. RefSeq lists its product as uncharacterized. The record is from RefSeq and is a predicted model, not a curated record. The coding region runs from base 72 to 1085 and encodes 337 amino acids. The transcript has 8 exons. Lineage: Eukaryota; Metazoa; Arthropoda; Insecta; Diptera; Cecidomyiidae.
CCAAAUGAAAUGGUAUGUAAGGGCUUAUACGAGCGUUGUUAACACAACAAGUAUUUCAGCAGCCACUAAAAAUGGAAGAAAAAAGCAUUUUUUUAUUGGUUCUAAGCCUAAUUUUCAUUUGGACAGGAGUUAAGGGACUAGAUCCAUUUGAGGAGGUGGCUAAAGAUUUGCUAGAAAGAGAUGCCCAUUUAUUAGCACAGACCGAUAGAAACCAACGACAUGAGGUGUUUAAGACAAACCAACAAGCUUAUAUCGAAAGGUUCAAAUAUUUCUUGGUGAAUUUCAAUAGCGGCAACAGAGUUAUUUCAGAUAAAUUCGAUACAUUCGAUGAUUUUGCGUGGGAGGGUCAUUAUAUCUUAAAAGCAUAUUUAGAUCCCAACCUACGUAACCAAAUUUCACUUAAGAGCACACCAUUCCAAGAUGUGCACUCUGAUAUUAUUGAUCGCAAAAACAAAUGGGUUAUACGCAAAUUGAAGAAUUACCUUACCACAUGGAGUAAAAAUAUGCUAGUUGAAACGCAAGUUAAUCCUGAAACGGACAUUGAAAAAAUUCGCAUUAGUUUCACAGCCGCCCUUUUAGCACUGGAAGAAACGAAUGCGCCAUCUUUCAAAGAAUACGAGGUGUUCUUUGUAUAUUUUUACCAAACAUUGAAGCGACUGGUGACGACAAGAAAGAUUUACCAAGAUCCUUUCAUUAGGGAAAGUUACUUGAAGUUGGUGAAUAAACAUUUCAGGGGCGUGGGGUGCAAUGAUGAUGAUGUAACUGUAACUUGCUGCGUUUGUCAUACAACUGCCAUCCAAGGUUACGUUAUGAAAAAACUUGAAGUAAUUAAACAGGCAUUGUCUAAUAAUUAUAGUGACGCUUCCAGAGAUUUACUAAAUUUAUAUUUCUCUGUUUUGGAAUCAGCGCCAGUCACGUUUGAUAUUAGAAGAAUCCAAAAUCGAUUUAGUCAGUAUUGUGCAGUCUAUGCUACCAGAAUGGGCCAAGAUGUAGAUUUCUGUAUUAUUGGAAUGGCUCAAGAGUUGCUGAAUACUGUGUAUCAUGAACAGCCAAACAUGAAAUAUAAAACGGUCGAACAUUGGUGAAUGCAUUGAUCAGUUAACAUUCUGAACAUCUAUCUGACAAUUUGUAUAAACUUUAAUGUAAUCCAAAGUUUGAAAGAAAUUCAACUAAAUAGUAAAUGUCAAAUAAAGUCAAUAUUUUGUGACAUACUUGCCAAACCCGUA